AAUCAGUACCGUCGUAAGGCUGCAUCUGCAGGUGUCCGGUACUGGUCUGUUGCUGAGCAGUUUCCUAUGAACGACCUUCAGCUUUGGUACAAAGACAGCGUGCAUUUGAGUGACUCUGACGGGAUGCCGAUCUUGGCAAAGGCGUUCUUUUCUGCUGCACAUGACCACCUGCUGAGCAAGGUGCUGGAUCCUGUUUCUACCAAGAAGCCAGAUGUUUCUCCAAAGACAUCGCCUCCUGCUCGCAGGAUCUCGCCGAAGGUGGUCGUGAAGGGAGAGGUCCGCCGCAUGCCACGCCGACCAGGCCCUUCUGAGUGGACAUUUGUUGGAUGUGGCAAGAAGAGACAUCAUUUGGGGAAACCAGAGCAGUCUUGCGGUGCACCCAAGAGGAGGCUUGUUCAUCAGCAGGUUGUCAAAGAAUGUUCUGUACGUCUCUGGAGGUUCAGCAGUGCCAUCUUGGAUGCCAUGGAUGCUGUUCCAUCGCAUCUUCCAAGCCCAGCAGCGUGCCCAGCAGUUGUUUCACAAUGCAGAAAGGAACGACGCAUGGGACGACCCCAGAAGGCAGUUUUAGACAAGACCGUGACAGAGCAGCAGGUGGACACACCUAGUGUUGCAAACAUCCCUGUGGAGCCAUCAGAGACGGUGGCUGUGAAUGCAGAGGUGCCAAUCCCCCAGGCUGUGCAACUCUCCUCAAUGCCAACAUCACCUUCCAGGGCUUUGCAAGUGGAUAUGAGAGAGAGUGACCACCUUAAGGGCUGCACACAAAGAAACAUCAAAGGUCAGACUGGUUCUAAUCCUAAUGAGUGCAUCUGUGCAAACAAACGGCAAACGGCUGUUGUGGCUGGGACUGUUUUCAGCAAAGCAGAUGGACAGUCUAAUGUGAACAUAGGUCUUGCACGUAGUGUUGUUGCUGCAAUCAAACAUGUGAUUACUCCUGUAUGCACAUGGAAGGGGUCAGAGGUUGAUGGCAUACGUGUAGAAAGUAUGAAAUUGGAAAUGGCAAGCCAUCAAAGUAAUGUAGCAGAGGAACAACUGUGCACGUUGCUAAAACAGAGUGCUGUGUUUGGCAUUAGCUGGGCAGUUGAUGUGGGCGAGCCGGAGUACAAUAACUGUGAGACUGUGCUGUUGAGAAAAAUGGAAGAACUAUUAGAUGGAGAUAGAAUGUGUCUUUUGAACCUUGAUAGUGCAGUUAUUACUGUUAUUCAACACGGCAAGUUUUUUGUAGUAGUUGAUUGUGGCGUACGUGAUGCCGGGUCCGGGUUGGCAUCUGUUUAUGGCACGCCUGUGGCCGUUUUCAACACAUGUAUGGCAGACCUGAUGUAUCACAUUAGGGAUCUAAAAGAGUCUUUAAACGCUGGGUAGUGGGGUAUUCACAGCCUUUCAGUUCAGUACCAAACUGAUACUGACAUGGAGUGUGCUACUGGGUUUACAGAGAGUGUAGACAAACAUUCUGUCAGUUGUGAUGGUGACAGUGGCGACAGGAAUGUUGCAACUGAUGUUGAGGCAGGCAGUUCUGGUAGGCUUGAUAACGGUGUAAUGGGAUCAUUUCACCAGGGGGAUGAGAGGUUUACAUUUGGAGGAGUUCAGUGCAUGGCAAUGGCGUUGGUAAGUUUAGCAAAACAUACCAGAGAGAGUGUCUUCUCAUGGCAGACAACAGAUCUGGACUCAGUGUUGCUUUCAGGUGACCAGUUGUACACUCGUUUGAGAGAAAGUGACGCGAUCAGCAGCACGUCUAGUCUGUUGUGUGUCAAUGACUUGCCUAAGCAGGACGAAAUCGAUGGACAUAAUUUUCAAUUUAGUUAUGAUGAUGACUUUGUGAUAGGACAUGUAGAUGUGGUUUAAGGUUUACUGAUUGAAAAUCGUACCCUCACCACUCUUUCUAGUGGACUGGAGCAGAUAUUUUCAAAAUACACCACAUGUCUUCUGACGUUGUGUGGCAAUACGUGUGCAAUCAUUAAGGGAAAUGGACAGUAUGCAGUGGUUGACUCGCAUGCACGCAAUGCUAGUGGCAUGGUUGAUGGAGAUGGAAGGAGUGUUUUGUAUUUUGAUUCAAUGGACGAUGUAUACGAGCACAUUUGUCGUCUGUCAGAGGGGUUUGGCAAUCAGCAAAAGCUUUUUGAAAUAAGUGGUGUUUGUGUCACUGAGACACCCCUGAACUCUAGUAUUGAAGGAGCAGCCAAUAAUGUCACAGUAGCCAAGUGCAAGAUGUCUGUAGGAAGUUGUGCUUCAAAGAAAUUGAUAACCCAUGAUGUCACUGGUGUUAAUUCAGAUGUUGAGUUUGUCAGUGAUGUGACAAAACCUGCAGUUUGCUCCUAUUUGUAAAGAGGUUGGUCAGGCUUUAUGCUUACAGUUAAAUGUUGCGUUUAAAAACACUGAUGCACCAGUGUCUACAGCUGUUGGUGCGUUAGGCACUCUGUGUAAAAAUCACAAAAUUGUGGCUGAUGGCAACUGUUUCUUUAGAGCAGUCUCCCAAGCUGUGAGUGGCUCAGAAAGGCACCACGGAUAAGUGAGGUUUGCUGUUAGGCAUUUACAAAGCAAUGUAAUGACAUAUAAGAAUAUAUUAAGAGAUGCAUAUUCGUCAGUGGCAGAGUACAUAAGUACUUUAAAGAUGCAUAAGCUUGGUAGUUGGGCAACUGAGGUUGAAAUUCAAGCGGCAGCCAAUGUUUUAGGUGUCAAUAUUUUCACAUAUGUUCAAGACAGAUGGUUGCAGGAAUAACUGUUUCUCAAACCAGGGGAUCUACUUGGAGAACUGCAAUAAUAACCAUUAUGAGACAGUUCUGUGUGUCAAUCAGCCUCAGUUGCAGAGCUGUUAUGGCUUCUGCAAAAGGUUAACUUCUGCAAGCUACAAUUUGAGGAAACGUAGUAAAGUGAAAGACGAUAGAACACAUCAACAACAGCAUAGUAACGUGCAGAAUGAAACAUCCUCCUACUUGAAGAGGAAACAGAAAUUACAAAAGAAAAUGAAAUAUCACAACAAUGAGUUGCAUAGAGAGAAAAUGAAGGCAUUUAGUAAAAGUAAGUACUGUGAAAAUGAAUUUCACAAGCAAAAUGUAAAAGCCAUGAGUACAAAGAAGUAUAGAAAUCCAGAGCAUAAGAAGCUUGUUAUAGCAGGUAACAAAUUAAGGAUGAAAAUUCAGAGCAGUUUGAUUUUGUGACGGAGCAGUUAUUGGAAAAAGUUAAAAAUGGGCCAGAUUUUGUGUUGUUUGUCAUAGAUUGUUGUUUAAACAUCAGGUUGUACAUUGUAAAAGAGAUGAUUAUAAAAACAGUACAGCAAUUGCAGAUGCAUGUAUAAGUGAAAAAUAUUUACACAAAUGUAAUAAGGAUUGCGUAAUGCCAUGUCAAUGGUUGGGUACAGCAAGAGGUCAGCUGUGGAUUUGUUGCACUUGUCAUUUUAAGAUUAAUAGAGGUGAAAUGCCACCUGAAUGUGCAAUAAACAAUUUGGCAGUUCAUCCCAUUCUGGCACAGUUGGAGUGUUUGAAUAGCUUAGAACAACAUUUGAUUGCUUUGAAUAUACCAUUUAUGAAAAUGUUGGCAUUACCUAAAGGUGGCCAAAGUAGAGUACAUGGACAUGGACAUGUGUUCCAGCAAAUAUUGUGCAGACUAACAAUUUACUUCCACAUUCUGACAUGGAAGGAUCUUUGUUGGCUGUUAAAUUGAAGCGUAAACUAACAUGAAAGGGGCAUUAUGAAUAUCAAUUUGUUAACACUAUGCGCAUAAAGCAAGCGUUGCAAUAUUUAAAACAGACAAAUGUACAUUAUAAAGAUGUAGAGUUUAAUGAAGCUUGGCUAAAUGGGUUUAGUAGGGAACAAGAUGAAGAGGUUUUAGGAAAGGAGAGUGAAACAAAUGUAGAGAGUGGUGAAGCAUCUACAGAUGUUGGUGAAGAUGAGCAUUUGCAUGAUAGGCAGCAACAUUGUAUGUUUCAGGUCAUGUGUCUCAUGCCUCUUGACAUUGGUCAAGAAGUGCUUGAUCAAUAUGUUGAUGAUGUUUUGAAUGUGGCACCAGCAGAAGGGAGUAAUCCUGUGAAAUUGCUAUCUGAUCAUGAAAACGAAGCCAAAUGCUUCACAGUGUUGUUUCCACAGGGAUGGUCCACAUACCAUGCUAGUAGACAGUAUCGCUUGACAUUGUCGCGUUGUUUUAAUAACAGGAUUUUACAUGUUGAUGGUAGAUUUUCACAAAAUGUUGAGUACAUCUUUUUUGCUCAGUACAUGUCUGAGGUUGAAAAAGUUGUGUCAAACGUAUCCAUAGCAUUACGGAAAGGACAAGGAGGUAGUAAAGGUCAAAAGGUUAGCAAUGAUGUGUUGAACAAUGAAGAAUCUUUAAAAAAGUUGUUGGAAUUUGAUAAUGGCUAUCGUUUUCUUAAACCUAUUAGAGGUACCCCAUCUUUUUGGCAGGGAGCACAGCGUGACUUGUUGGCUUGUGUUCGUCAGCUUGGUGUCCCUACAUGGUUCUGUUCGUUUUCUUCUGCUGAUAUGCGUUGGAAAAAUCUUCUGUAUAGUAUUUUGAAACGGGAAGGUAGAACGCAGACAGUUAAGGAUUUAGAAUUUUACAUCGCAAUCCCGUCACUGCAGCGAGUGUUUGAUUUUCGCUGGCAUUGUUUUUUGAAGGCGGUACUCAUGUCUCCAUCUCAUCCAAUCGGGAAAAUAAAGGGCUACUUUUAUAGGGUGGAAUUCCAGCAACGUGGUUCACCACAUGUCCACUGUCUAUUUUGGAUUGAGAAUGCCCCAUUAAUUGAUAAAAAACACAGAUGCUGAGGUAAUUGAAUUUGUUGAUAAAUAUGUAACAUGUGAAUUACCAUCACAAGAUGAGCCCUUAAAAGACAUUGUGACAUCUGUGCAACAGCAUUCAAAAACGUGUAAAAAGAAUAAAACUGUUUGCCUUUUCGGUUUUCCCAGGCCGGCAUCAGCUCGAACAUUUACUGUAUAUGUCGUGAAGAUGAUGAUAAGAAAAUGUGCACGUGUAAGGUAGAUGACACCAAUAGGACGGCACAUUGUGAAUGCAAGAAUGAGGAGCAGGAAAAAACUGAGAAAAUGAAGAGAGUAUGCAUCUAAAAUUCUGACAGCAGUUGAGGAGGCUCUUUCAGAUGAUCAUGCUAGUUUUGCUUCUGUGGAAGAGUUGUUCAGACAUUUAGGUAUUAAUCAAACUAUCUUUGAGAAGGCAUAUAAGCGGUUCUGUAGGAAAACACAUGUGUUAAAAAGGCAGGCCAAUGAGGUUUGGAUUAAUCAAUAUAGCAAACCACUGUUAAAAUGUUGGAAUGCUAAUAUUGACAUACAAUAUGUUGUUGAUGCAUGUGUAGUGUACAUCACUUCUUAUAUUUCAAAGUCAGAAAAAGAGAUGGGACUAUUGUUGGGGAAUGCACAAAGGGAAGCAGCUAAGGAAGGAAAUGCUAGUGCAAAAGAUGCAUUGAAGAAUUUAGGGCGUGUGUAUUUACACAACAGAGAUGUGUGUGCUCAAGAGGCUGUAUAUAGGUUAACAAACAUGCAUCUGAAGGAAUGUUCAAGGAAAGUUGUUUUUGUGCCAGUAGGGGAUAAUGUUGUUAAAAUGAGUUUGCCUUUACGUGUGUUAAAACAAAAGGCAGCAUCAGGUAAUCUUACCACAGAAGACAUGUGGAUGCCUAGUGGUGUUGAUAGAUACAAGAAUAGGCCAAACGAUGGUAGUUUUAAUGACAUGCGUAUUGUAACAUUUGCAUCAGAGUAUCGUAUUCUGUCUAAAAACGAGAAGUCUGCAAAUCGGAUUAAACUAAACAAUGAUUUUUGUUUUGAAAAGAACACGUUCACAACCUGCAGUUAUGCGUUAUGUGCGCUUUUCAGAGACAAAAAACCCUGAACUUUUCUAUCAGAGUAUUCUGCAAUUGCUUAUGCUGUAUCGUAAAGAUGUGCAGCUCAAACCACCAGGUUUUGAGACAUAAUCAGCAGUUUUACAGUGGUGGUAGUGUGAGAUUAGCUGAUGGAUUGCUACAUUUGGUGAAGUCAGUUGUUGAUUUAAAUAGAAGCAAAUUCGAACAUGAUGCAGAUGAGUUGGAUACUAUCCAAAAUGCAGCUGAUAAUGAUAGUGUUUUAGAAGAUGCCUGGUGUGAGCUGUGCCCAGAGCAAGAAUUGGAGCGUUUAGAGUGCAACCAGCUAUGCAGAGAUGAGGAACAGGUAGUGGAUGAGCAGAUAGAAAAUAUUCCUGAUUUAGGAGUGAAUAGGGAGCAAGUUGCACAUUUAGAAAAGAGAAAUAACAUCAUGUGCAGGAGUGAUGGUCUGGCAUUAAUUCGAUCUCUUAAUGAGCCACAGAUGUGUAUUUUCUAUGAGAUUAGAAAUUGGUGUUUACAAAAGGUAAUGGGGGGGGGGAGCCAGACCCAUUACGUGUUUUCAUUACAGGUGGUGCAGGGACAGGUAAAAGCCAUUUAAUAAAGGCUAUUCAGUACGAGGCAAUGAGGUUGUUGUCAACAAUCUGUCGUCAUCCUGGUGACAUUUGUGUUUUAUUAACUGCUCCUACAGGGAUAGCUGCAUAUAAUUUACAUGCAGCUACUAUUCACAGCACAUUUAGCAUUGGGAAAGAUGUACACUUGCCUUACACGCCGUUGGGUGAAGAAAAGCUUAAUUCUCUACGUGCUGAAUAUAGUAGCUUGCAGAUUUUGAUCAUUGAUGAAAUCUCCAUGGUUGAUCAUAAACUGUUAGCUUAUAUCCAUGGAAGACUGCAACAGAUUAAACAAUCUGGUGAUUCCCCAUUUGGAAAUGUUAGUGUGCUUGCUGUUGGAGAUUUUUUUCCAGUUGCCUCCAGUGAAGGGCAAACCCUUGUAUGUCGAAAAUGUUGGUGUAGAUUUGUGGUCUAGCCUAUUUAAAGUGGUGGAAUUAAAAAGUAUUGUUCGACAAAAAGAUCAUGUAUUUGCCGAGUUGCUAAACCGACUAAGAAUACGUUCAAAAGGGACCCCAAUGCAAGACAAUGACAUUGAGAUAUUAAAGCGUUGUGAAAUGGGUGAAGUUGGCUCAGCUUUACACAUAUUUCCUACAAAUAGGCAAGUAAAUGAGCAUAAUGUUGUGCAGCUUCUUAACAUGUGUCCUGAACAUGUACAGAUAAACGCACAGGACUUUGUAAAUAGUAAGAAAACAGGCAAGCUUGAGUUGAUGAAAGGACAUCAUGCCAAAGCAUAUGAUACAUGUUUGGCUGAAACGCUGCUUUUGGGCGUAGAUGCCCGUGUAAUGUUGUGUAAGAAUGUAGACCUAAUGGAUGGUCUGGUUAAUGGGGUAUGUGGCACCGUAACUCAUAUAGUGUAUGGCAAUGACAAUAAUACGUUUCCUCAAACUGUGUAUGUCAAAUUUGAUGACAAAGAAGUUGGUGCACAGAGGACACGCUGUGGUAAUGCGUCAGCAGUUGCAGUGGGUUCUACUGGUAUUGAACCAGAAGAGGAAAGGGUAACUAAGAAAGGUGGAUUGCGGCGUCAGUUCGCACUUAAACUUGCUUGGGCUUGUACAGUGCAUAAAGUGCAAGGCCUUACUGUUGAUAGUGCUGUAGUUUGUCUUAAAAAAAUAUUUUCUGCAGGACAGGCAUAUGUGGCAUUGAGUCGUUUCAGAAGUUUGUCUGGGUUGGUAAUUCAAGAUUUUGAAGAUAAAACCAUAUAUUGUAAGGACAACAUUAAUGAUGCAAUUCAGAGUAUGGACCCAUUCUUGAUGAAAAAUCCAAUGAGCCACAUUUUGAAUACACAUACGUUUACUGUGUUUUUGAUGACUGUGCAGAAUUUGACUCUGCAUUGUGUGUGUACGCAUUUGCGGCUUAACUGUAUUGCUGUUACAGAAACAUGGUUACCUGCUGAUUCCUCAUAUCACUCUGUCAACAUCAAUGGUUAUACAUUUGAUAGUUCUCCCCGAAGUUCGUCUUACAGCAGCAGCAACCCCGCAUUGGUUGAUUUGCAAGGCCAACAACAUGGUGGUGUUGGCAUGUAUAGUGCAGACAGUUUGAAAUUAAACAUGCUGAAAGUACCAGAUGUAAAUUUAGAAUGUUUAGUGUACAACUGUCUGCCUUACAACAUACUUACAGCAGUUAUUUACAGGCUUUAUCCCAUGGCUUUGUUUAAAGAAUAUCUAGGGAAGUUACUUGAUUGGCUAGAUCCAAGAAGUAACACAAUUGCUGUUAUGGGAGAUUUUAAUGAUGACAUUCGUAAAUCAUUAACAAUCUGCAAAUUUAUUACAGACAAAGGUUAUGUUCAGCUUCUCAAAACACCCACAACAGAGAGAGGCACAUUAAUUGAUCGUGUGUAUGUUAAAACACAUUAUCAAGUAGAAUCAAUAGUGUUACCAACAUACUUUAGUGAUCAUGAGGGGAUUGUAUGUUCUUUUCAAUGUACAACUGAUGAUGACUUGUAACAGCUGCAAGUUCAGCUUACUUGGCAACAGAGGUGAAGAGGUUUCUCGUAACCAUAAUUGGAAGCCACAAGCGGCUGAACUGGGAAAGCUGCAGUCAUAAAAUUUAGACAGGGGUGUGGUUUAGAUAGAAAAAAAAAAAAAAAAAAAAAAAAA
Molecule: messenger RNA, 8492 nt
Organism: Anarrhichthys ocellatus (wolf-eel)
Lineage: Eukaryota; Metazoa; Chordata; Actinopteri; Perciformes; Anarhichadidae
Exons: 8
Coding region: 6666-8339 (557 amino acids)
Molecular function (GO): catalytic activity
Source: RefSeq, a predicted model, not a curated record